Messenger RNA from Tyto alba (common barn owl), 11698 nucleotides. It is a transcript of the gene ZC3H11A, whose product is annotated as zinc finger CCCH-type containing 11A. The transcript is spliced from 17 exons. The record is from RefSeq and is a predicted model, not a curated record. Lineage: Eukaryota; Metazoa; Chordata; Aves; Strigiformes; Tytonidae. The coding region runs from base 7495 to 9930 and encodes 811 amino acids. Gene Ontology annotation, molecular function: metal ion binding.
GUUGCCCGUAUGUUAGGCGCCAUCUUUGAGGCUGGCAUCAGGGAAAGCGGCGGCCCGAGCGGCGGAUCGAGGCGACACGGCGGCGGCAGCGGCAGUCCCCUGGGGUUCGGUAAAGUCCCUGCUCGUCGGUGACUAGAGCCGUUCGUAGACCGCAGGGGCUGGGGAAUGGCCUCUUGCCAGGCUCGGGUCCCCUCCGCUCCCCUCAGGGGAAGCAGGCCGCGUCCCACCGCGUCCGGCGGCGCGGGCGGCCCAGGCCGCGUCCUUCAGCCCUUCUCCACCGCGGUGUCCGUGGCUACGGGGGCGGGAGAUCGGGGGGAGGCCGCUGGGGCAGCGCGGGCCCUCCGGGGACGGUGCUGGGGGUAAGGUGUGUUCCCUGGGUCGGACAUUAGAGAGGGGGGAGCCGCUUCCCAGCCUCCCGAAGUAGGCCCAAAGUCCCCUCUGCCCCUGGUUACCGGGCCGCGGCCCAGGGCGCAGCUCUCCCCUUCCCCACCCUUGCCCUUCCACAGGGCUUGGCUGCGGGUUCUCCCCGCUCCCGGGGGUCUCCCGGGGAGACAGAGUCCUUGGGCAGGCUCUGGAGAGGUCGGGCAAAUUGCAGAUCCUAGUGCAGGUGCCUUAUGAGUAUACGUUAUUUUCAGUUAAAACCUUGUGCCUGCCUUUUGUAGCAAUGCGUAUAAGGGGCGUGCUGUAAUGUAGUCAUCUGACAAAUCGCUCCUCCGCUCCCCAAAGGAGCUGCCUUCAGGAUCUGACUAACUCUGGAUGCACCCGGUUGUCAUCUUAAUUUCUGCUUUAGGUUGUUUAAAACAACCCAAUUGGGUGGCAUUUGUUUUUGUUUCUUAAGAAUUAGAUCCAAGAGGUUUUUGUUUUCUUAUGUGGAUGUUUAUAAUGAAAAUGCCAAAGUGAUUUUUACUGUUGCAGGGAUCAGUAUGUGGAGCCUACAGAUUGUUCCCAGAACUGGUGCUUUGGGGUACACACUGCAUGCAGAGAUUGAGCUCUGGGACAUACUUUCAAAUAAAACAGUGUUAUUGGAUUGUAAAAAAGGAGAUCUGCUGCCAGUAGGAGAUUUUGAAAUCAGAACCACCACUGUGGCAUGUGGUUGAAUUGGACACACAUUAAACUGAUAGGGCUGAACAGAAAAACUGAAUUUGUUGCUGGGUGUUUCAUGAGGAAAGCUAGUCUAGAGAAAACUUCCUCUUGCUGUUGUUUCCCAUCUGAAAUGGCACCCUUCCAAAUGGCUGCUUCCAGGGGAAGUUGACUCUUUUUGAGAUUUAAUAGAGCAUUUCAGUGAGGAAGAUGAAAUGUCAUAGUAAAUUGCUGCCAGGCCCCUAUGUUGAUUUCAGAAAAAGAAAAAGAAUUAGUAUCUUUUAUUUAAGUAUACCUGUCUCACCCAAGAGUAGAUGUGGCAGCUUUAGCAGUCCCCUUAGUUUGGAAUUGAUCCUCUGUGCCCAUUCAGACACCAAGGAGGAAAAACUGGUGGACAGAGAGAACGAUAAGAGGAGAACCACCCACUAAAAAUAUAAGAACGAAGGGCUUAUGCAUUAAGGGAAAGCCACUACAUUAAAAAUUGGUGCUAUCUAAAAAUUUAUGAAGGAUUUGGGGCCUGCAGGUACUGCAGCACCUGCGUGUGCUGCAGUCAUGCCUGUUGCCACUGAGCAAGAUGGAGAGAGCUUCCUUACUGAAUGCGAUGUAUUAAAGCAUGCACUGUUGCGUGGAAGAAGAGCAAAGACUUUUAUUGCAUGGAACUUUGGAUCUGUGGUUCACCUGGUAUGCCGUAUCCAGACUGGAGGAAAAAAAAAAAAAAAAAAACAAGACUUGGCAAACCAGGUAAUCACCUGGCAACACUGUCUCUUUGGUGACAUCUCCAAACAGAAUGUUGUGUACCUUGGGCUGAGGCUAACAGCCAGGGGUCACAGCUAUAAGCGAGGGUGAAUGUGCCUGUAACGUGUCUGUGUCAGUCAUCUCCCCUGCCAGCAGUUUUAGCAGUGGGAGUUUGAUGUCUGUUCGCAGCUUUUGUGUUGGCAGUGACAGUGUGGCAGAGCCAGCAGGCUGGUUUUUCAGCUGGAAGAGAAGGAGUGGACAGCAAAUGUGCCCAGGUAAAUGAGAGCGAUCAAAGAGAUUUGCCAUAGAUGUGGGUCGUAUCAAUGCAGCUGUUGCAGCUGCAGCAAUAGUGGAUUCUGCAGCAUCUGGAGAAGAUAGAGGGAGUUCUCUUGAUGAAAGCAAUACUGUCAAAAGCCUUUUGAUGCUAGAAAUUAGGGCAAACACUUCUGUUGUCUGGAACUUGUCAGCUGACUCUCAGUAUGCCUGGCACACUCCUUGCAGUGUUUAAAAAGUGUGUCAGACAGGGCAGGGACUCGCCUUGGCACUUCCAUGUUGCAGCAACGCUUCCAGACCGCACACCCUGCACACUGGGCCAGGGCCUGAAUGCGACAGUGCUGUCUGUAACCAGAAGCUUGGGAAGCACAGCUGGAUUUUUCUACUGCUCCGUGUGAAUUUUUGCCCCCUGAAGGUGAUGUGGUGAGCUAUUUCUUUUCAAUGGAUAGGCUUAGAGCCAGUUGCAAUUCGACAUCCUCAGGCUUGGGUGUUCCUGUGCCAUCUAUGCCUUUGGAGCAGGUGCUUGGUAGGAGAAAGGACAUGAAUCUUAACCAUGGGACUCGGACUCUCGACUACAUACUGCUGUGAAAAAACUCAGAUAUGAGAAUGCACUUAAAUAACAGAUAAACAGAUUUAUUGUAAAAUUGAUUACUGAAGACACUUUAUUCCAAGGUGAACUUCUUAGAUGUUCAUACAGAUUGUGGCACUAGACAGUUUCCAUCUAUAACGUGACUGUACAGCAUUGUAGAAGAAACGUUUUCUGUGGCUUUGAAGAAAGCACAACACACAAAUAUGAAUUUAACUGUUGAUAUGUGAACCCUGAACUAACCACAGACUACUUGACAGUGAUGACCCACUGGAUAUCUUUUCAUACACUGCACCAGCAGAAGUCCCCUUUUAGAAAACAGGCAGCUCCCUCCCACUGGCUUUGCCAAAACUUCUGCAGUAGGAAGUGACCUACAAGAACCAAGUUACCAAACUGAUCUGUGGCUUUCCCUUAAUCCCUGCAGUCCUGCUGGCACUGUGCACACAAUGCUAGGUGCCAGCUGCCAUGGUUUACCUAUAUUUUAAAAUUAAUGAAUCGGGAUUUUGAGCACAGGAGCACUGAGAACAGGUUAGCAGGUACUUAAGAGAUUUCCUUGCUCCUUCUGCCAAGGCCCAGCAAAUUCUUCAGGAACUUCAACAUUCAAGCCAUCUUCCAGAGGAUCACUUGAAGCCCGAAGUAGUUACUCAAGGAACCUCCCUAACUUUCAUAUGUUAAAGUGACUUUAAAACAGCAGAAGGUGGAGCAGCAUCCUCCUGGGAGGGAAAACGGGGCUAUUCUCAGCUCAUUCCAGUGGUCUCAGAUGUCUGAUAGGUGCAAGAUUCCUUGCUUGCAGGUAGAGGCCAGUGAGGAACUGCAGUUCUCAGUCAAGUGCUGCCAUCCAUCAUGUCCUUCUGGCUUUGCAGAGCACUUCCAGAUCAAACGUGUCACUGUCGCUCUUGGACUGGGAGAUGGGUGAAAUAUCUUAGGCUUGAAAUGGUUUUUCUGUGGAGUGGUGUCCUCAGAUCUGAAUGCUUUGUUUUGGCUCCUUUACCAGAUCCCUGCUAUAAAAGGUUGCUUUGAAGAAUUCCUUCUGCCUCUUGAGGUGUCAAGCUAAAGCCAGAUCUGUACUCAAGCAGUGUCUGAUCUAACGAGUGCUUCAGUACAGGGUUAUUCUUUGAGAGUUACAGAAACACCAGGCCAAUCAUCCCUGUCAGGAAUGAUCCCUCUCAUCUUAAGGAAGAAUGUCCUAAUUCAGGUCCCUGAAGUGGCAUAUCUUCAAAUAGGUUUGCUCCCGCCAGCAAGGGGCAGCUGUGCCUCACAACUCGUGGUAACUCACUGCUCAGAUGCUCAGAUCACGAUGAAAGGUGACCCCGACUCAAUGUCAGAAGAAGCUGAGGUGAUUGUCUGCUUUAACCUUUGCCUUCUUGGCUGGCAGCCUUUCAGUCAUUGCUCUGAGUGGGUCUUGAGUGCUGUCACCCCCAGUGUCAGAAUAUGCCCCCGGUCCAUGUUUAGACAGUAUUUAACAACUAGAAUUAACUAAAACAAAUGUAAAGAGUAGAAAUUAUUAUUAUUAUGCUUCAGCUUUGGACAACUUAGCUUUAGAUUUUCAUACAGAGAAUGAGAUACAUUAGCAAGAGGUUAUUCUGUGCUUCAGAUGACAUGAUGAUGUGUGGUUUACAGACACACAGUAAUACAGUGUUCUAUAUGUAAUUUAUGACACCUAACAGGCACUGCACUUUCAGCCUAUGGAGUGUGCUAACAGGCAAGUAAAUCAGCGGCAGCUGUUUUGCAGCUGGGGUAACACAGACCAAUUGAAAAGGGGGCUUAGAACAUGUAGUUACAGGUGCCCUUCCUUCUCAUCUGACUGUCCUAAUACACAGGGGUGUUAAGUAUCUCUAAUAUUUUUGUAAUAAAUUAAAGGCACAAAGUGGACCAGCAAGAGAGACUGUCCAAGUGAAAUACUUUGUGCUUUAUAACCAAAAAAGUACCCAUAGAUAGGUGCAAUAAUAAUUCUUAUAUGCAUUUGUUGGGGUGCAAAAAAAUUUUGUUCCUUUCUUGCUCUUCAGUACAGGACAAAGUCAGGGCAGCAAGCUGGAAGGCUAGACCAGGGAAUAGGACUGUUUCUUCGGUACCAAGAAAGACAAGCUUGUAAAACAAACUAGACGGACUUUCAUUGUACUACUUAUCUUCCCUUAGCAAAGAUAAAGUUUACAGUGCUUGUUGGCAUGUUUUUUCUGACCCUUAACUGCUGCACCACGAAUAUUUAAUAUUUAAAAAAAAAAAAAAUUCAAAAUCUCUUAAUACAAAAACUUUACUAGAGUUUUGGAAGAAAAAAAAAAAAAAAAGAAUGGUUUUAAAUUCUCAUCAACUUCCAUUAGAGACUUGCUGAGUGCACCAGAGUUACUCAUUUUUAUUCAGACUUUCAGGGGUUAGUUCAGUUGAGUUCUGUUUAGCACUCAGACUGCCCUGUUAUUUGACACCAGUUUAAAAAAAAAAGGGGGGGGGGGGAGGUUUUGAGUUAAACUUUUGUAAAAUGAGAGGACUUUUAUGGAGUUCAGAACUUUUUUCAGGGAGGACGUAUUGUUGGGGUUUUUGUUUGCUUGUUUUAAAGUUUUGCUUUUUCCCGUUCCUUAAACAAGAUCCAUUCAAAUUCUGAACAGCUCUUGAAGUCUGCUUAGGAAUAUGGAAGGCAACAAGCGAAAAAAUGCUGAGCUGCUUGGGCAUUCAAAAGAGCUAAAUCUGAGGGGAUUUUUUUUUUUUUUUCUCCCCAUGGUGGUGGAUAUAGUAAUGUUCCAUUAUACAGGUGUCUCUCACUUCCUAGGAAAAAGAAAUGCCACCUUCUAGAUGGUGAAUUCCUGCUGAUUUGUAUUUGAAUGCCUCUGCUCAGCAAAGCAGUGGUCCUUGAUUGCCAUCUAUUUAAGUGUUGGCCUGUGCAAACUGAAGAAAUUGUGCUUGAAAUUUAAUUUAGUUUUCAGUGGUAUUGGUAAUGCAUUUGGAAAAAUGUUUCCUGUCAAACUUCUACAUGAAGGAGCACUGGUAAUUUUUAGAAGUAGAUGCAUAGGAGUUUGUAUGACAUAAAGUCUGUUUUUGAAGGUGCUAAAAGUCAAAAGUGAAUAGUCCCAUCGAUACUGGAGAAGGGAAGAAAACCUUGCACUUAACUACUGUUUUUAUUCCCUCUGUCAAGCAGUCAAAAAGCAAUAACUAAUAUGAGAACCGAACUUUUCCUCUCUUUAUUUUAGAUUUGGGAAAAUUCCCUGCCAAAAAAAAAAAUAUCCUGGAAAAUUCACUAGUGUUUGUGUGAGUAAAAGGUUCCAACCUUUUAUUAUUAAUUUGUAAGAACUAUUUCAUUCAGUUUUGUCUGAAAGAGAAAUACUUUGCACAGAAAUGUGCAGCAUCUUAUUGAAAGGGGUCAGAAUCACUUUAAUUUGAACUUUAUCUGGUCUGGUUGCAGGUUUUAUGGCAUUUAAUAUCUUAAAAAAAAAAAUCAAAGUAUCUGACUUCACAUAAAAAAAAAAAAACAAACCUGCUUGUGGCUAAAUAAAAUGUUUCAUCUCUGGUGGCACCAAAAAAUAUCAUCAGCUGUUGAAUUGGACCUAAGCCAUCUUUUCAAACCUUCUGUGAUCUUGCAGCAAUGGAUAAUGAUAUGGAUUAGGGAACAGCAUAUGAUGGCAAACUUGUAUUUGCUCUGAUGUAAAAAGAAAACAAAUUUUUCCUAAAAUCAAAGUAAUUCAAAAUUCUUGGUAUCAUGCAGCCAUGCCACUUGCAAAGUGAGCAUUUCCCUGCCUCUCAAAGCUUGCUGUACCCUUGAUCUGCUGUCUUCCUGCUGUUAACUGAUUGCAACUCUACGUGUCUGAUCAGGGCUAAAAGUUGUUCUCAGUACGGAUAUCAUACAACAUAUACUGUGCACGCCUGUGUGUAUAGAUAUGUUUAUACUGUAUGCAUGUACAUAUGUAUGCAUAUUUGUGUGCUGGCCCCAAAACCACUCAUGUUAUAAAGCAUCAGCUUUGAAAGCAUAUUCAUUAAAAUAUUAUGUAGAUCUUUUCAUUUUAGCCAGUUCCGUCAAAACGAUAGACUUUUUGUGCAGUCUUAUGUGGCAAAUAGCCAAAAAUUCUAAUUUUUACUAUCACUCUUGCUGACUUUAUUAUCACUCACUCUUGGUGUGUGUGUAAACACAUAUGUGUAUGUAUAUACAUAUUUGUGUAUUUAUACACACAAGUAUGUUUUUGCUGUACAGGUAAUAAAGAUGGGGGAAGGUUUUUGUGUUUUCUUAAUAGGUGAAGAAAUCUUGAAGACCAGAAAUUGCAAGUUACUGAAUUUUAAAUUAAAAAAAAAAAAAAAAAAAAAAAAAUUAAAAUUGUCCGGCUGUGGAAGAUGGAUCCUCAUUUUUGCAGCCACUUUGAAUCACAAGUUCAUCUUUAAAUGCACUGGGUUUUUUUGUUGGUUCUUUUUUUUUUUUUUCUUUUUUUUUUUCUUUUUUUUUUGAAGAGCUAAACUAACCCUGGCUGUCUCCAGUCUGACAGUAUUCAAAUGGACUUGCUUCCUCCAUUAGUUGUAAGAUGUUUAAAAGCACAUCCUAUGUUUGAAUUGUGGAUGAGAGGUUCCCUUGGCAAUGUGAGGAGGAAAAUUCUUUCUACCCCUUUAUUAUUAAUUCACGGAUUCAGUGUUGGUUCGGCCUACAGGAGAAGUUAACUGGAAGUCUUUGAAGAUCAGUAUCUUUGCUGAAGUUGUCCAGGGUUACUUUUAAAAAGAAGAUUUCACUGAUCAAGCCAGUAGAAGACUUUCAAUCCAAGAAAGAGUGAAGCCAGCUCUUGCCAAGACUGGAGGAAGUCUCUGUUGAGCGAGCCGUUAGAACUUGAGCUUAUUCUAAGAAUUUGUCCAUUAUGUCUAACCAAGGAGAUGACUGCUACUUCUAUUUCUAUUCCACAUGUAACAAGGGAGACAGCUGUUCCUUCCGCCACUGCGAAGCUGCUCUGGGAAAUGAAACAGUCUGCACGCUCUGGCAGGAGGGUCGCUGUUUCAGGAAUAUCUGCAGAUUCAGACACAUGGAAAUCGAUAAAAAACGCAGUGAGAUCCCUUGCUACUGGGAGAAUCAGCCAGUAGGCUGUCAAAAAUCCAAUUGUGCUUUUCAUCACACGAAAGGACGUUAUGUUGAUGGACUGUUCUUACCACCAAGCAAAACUACACUUCCAAGUCCACCUGAGUCUGCAGAGGAUGAUGUGAAAAUGGCUCAAAUGUCACUGCAGCAAAACAAACUUUCUGUCCAGUCAAAUCCUUCUCCACAGCUGAGGGGGGUGAUGAAAGUGGAAAACUCUGAAAAUGUCCCAAGUCCUACACAUCCUCCAGUUGUAAUCAAUGCUGCAGAUGAUGAUGAAGAUGAUGAUGACCAGCUUUCUGAAGAAGGAGAUGAAACUAAAACGCCUGUCCAGCAACCAGCAACAGAAGCCCAUAAUGGAUUGCGGAUAAUAUCCACUAGGAAAUCCAAUGCUAAUACAAAGCAAGAUGACAAUUUAAAUUUUGGAAUAAAAACACUUGAAGAAAUCAAAUUGAAGAAACUGAAGGAAAAAACAAAAAAACAAGAAGGUCCUUCAGGAGUUUCUGUUCAUCCGCUCCAAUCUCGGACUGUUCCUGUGCCAGAGAAGGAAAAUGUACGAACAGUAGUCAGAACUGUGACUCUGUCUACAAAGCAAGGGGAGGAGCCUGUGAUUCGACUGAAUCUUGCCGAGAGACUGGGAAAACGGAAAACCUACGUAGCUGGUAAAAGUGUCCUUCCACUAAAGCGCAACCUUACUGAAAGGCUGGGGAAGAAGAUAGAGAUUCUGGAGAAUGCUGACAAAGCACCAAAGAGAGUUCAAGUCCCCAAGUCUCUGAAGGAGAGGCUGGGAUUGCCCUCUGAACAGACCAGUACAGAGACAGAGAAGGCUGCUAAGCCAACAGGAGAGAUCCAUGUGAAGACACUGGAGGAAAUUCGUCUUGAGAGAGCUAAUCAGAGACGAGGAGAACCUCAAGCUAAACCCCAGACUGAAGGACACUGUAAAGCAGAAGAUCCCAGCUCAGGGCCGAGACCUUCCCCUGCAGUUCGCAUCAAAACGUUCUCAGGAGCCCUGGCUGAAAAAAGACACAAGCGAUUGGAAGAAGAGAAGCAAAAACCAGAAGAGUUUCCUACCAAGACAAAAGUUGAGAGUGAGCCCAAGAAGCAGAGCAUAGUUGCUCCAUCUGUGCCCAGCAAAGUGCAGCUGGCAGAGCCGGCAGGUAAAGCCAAGCCAGCCGGAGAAGUGCGUAUUAAAACCUUGGAAGAAAUCAAGCAGGAGAAAGCUCUGCGGAUGCAGCAGAGUGGAGAAAAUGUUUCAGCUCCACCAGCACAACCUGAACCUGCCCCGACAGGGAGGAGAUUGUUACGGAUCACGAAGCUAACAGCACCUGGAAGAGAAGAAAAGAAGGUAGUGGAAUUGAGCAAGUCUUCUCCCAAAGCCAUCUCUGCACCUGCAGAGCCCUCUGAUCAGAGUGCAACUAAUCCUAAAGUUCAGGUGAAAAGCCUUGAAGAGAUAAUGAGGGAGAAGCGGCAACUGAAACAACGCCAAGAAGAGAAGCUUCAGAAGGAAGCAGCUGCUGUGACAUCUCCUGUUGAAAAAGCAAUCAAGGAUAAAACUCCAGCAUCGGGGAGUCCUGAAUCCAGCGUGGUUUCAGGGUCAGCUUAUCAACUUGCAAAGAAGGUAUUGGUGAAAUCUCCAGAAGAUGGGGUUGAAAACCCAGGAAAGGAUGCUGCUGUGUCACCAGGGAAACAAGCAGCUCAGCUUCUGGAAAGGAAAGCUAAAAACAAAUCUAAGGUGUGCCUGAAGCCUUUGGAUGGGAAAGCCACCUCCCCCACAAAGCAGACACUGAAGCGAAAGGCAGCAGAGGGUUAUCCCUCUGCCGUGGCGGCUGUGAAACCCCUGAGUACCACUGGUGGUGAUACAAAGGAGCCUUCAGCUAAAAAAGCAGCUGUGGCCAUUGUUCCUGCUUUGCCAGAGGACAGCCUGGUCUCCAUACCUGGGAGAGAAAAACCCAAAGCCAGUCCUGAACUGCAUAUUGGAAGCCCAGCAGACUCUGUGGCACAGUCAGAGGUCUCAAGCUCAACUUCAGCUUCUUCACAAGUAGCAGUAAAGACACGCCGGCUGAGCUCCACGGGGGCUGGGAAAGCACCCUUAUCUGUCGAAGAUGACUUUGAGAAGCUUAUUUGGGAAAUCUCUGGAGGCAAACUGGAAGCAGAAAUUGACCUGGACCCAGGGAAGGAUGAAGAUGACCUCCUCCUGGAACUCUCUGAAAUGAUUGACAGCUGAACUGCAUAGUCUUAAAGUUUAAAAAAAAAAAAAAAAAAAAAAGAUAUUUUAAACUGUAUAUUUUGUUGGAUACCCAGAGGUGAUUCUUUUUCUAGCUGAGGAUUUGCAAUGAAUCCUAAAGCACAGCUGAACUGGUAGAAAUUGGCAGUAUCUGCACUCAGUUGUCCUAAAUUUCCCUGCUGGUCAGAGUCAAGGUCCUGUGCAUCCAUUCUGUAUCUAUCGGUGGUUACCUUCGGCAUUCAGAGGACAAAGCACUUGUUUAUUUUGGGAUAGAGAUGCCCAUCUACAAACUGUGGUGGUUGUGAACUGAUCUACUGAUUCAGUGAUGCUCUGAAGGCUUAAACAUAGAGCUUCUUCCUUCUUCCGCCCCUUGGCAAAACUCAACGUUCAGCGUGUUUCGAAGCUUUAGUAUUCUCGUUUCUUGGACAGUUGAUAUCUAAAGCCUGGAGUUACUGUGUCAACUCUUGAGUUUAAUUUAUGUAUGCUAUCAUUUUGACUUUAAUCUUGUAGGGUAACUUAAUGCAAAUGUCAGGGUGGGAGGGAGCAGAAUAAUUACUCUUAGUAUUUUGGACCAAACGUGCUGCCAAGGGUGGUGGUUGGGGUCAGUCCAUCCAGCCUUACUUUGAAUUAUCAGGGAUGAUAACAAUAUCAGUGUGAAAAGCAGCAGCUCUGCAACACAGCUAGAAUACCCACCCCCCGCCUUGUUGUUGUACUGUACCAAAGCUUGGGCGGGUUUGGUGCUUUUUGCUGACAUGAGUAAGAUUCUGGGGUGGGUAGUCAGGAUUCCUCCCGUCAUCUGCAGUAAAUUGGUAAACUAAGAAUUGGUUUAAGUGCCUCUCGGUUCCAAGAAUUGCUCCCCCAAGCUGCUGGGACUCGUGUUCAGAUGCUGUUGGCUUUGUCUGACCUGUCGCUGGCCGUGUGGCACCAACCCACGGGGGAGCCUGGUACUGCUGCAGGACCAACUGCCCCGGGGGUGCCCUCCCUUCGGUCCCCCCUGCGCCCUCAGCCCCCCGCUGAGGCUCGAGCUCUGUGUGGAAGUGCGCGCUGGGGGUGGGACUGGAGGUUCCUGGCCUGUCUCGGGUGGCUGUGCAGUCUGAAUUUGUGAUCCUGCGGAAAAUAGUUGAGACUGGGGUGUAUUGUGUACCCUGCCACCAGUGAUUGUUUUCCCUAGCAGAUAUAUUUUGAAUUAUUUUUCUUAAUUUUUUUUUAGUUUCUCCCUACUAUGAUUUGUGAAGCUGUAGGGGCCCUCAGGCAUUUGCUGCUGGCAGAGACAAAAUCAGUUGAGUUGGUUGUAAAUACUCUUUGGAAGAAAACACUUGUGUGCUCUGAUAAUCCACUGUGAUGUCUUAGUUCCUAGAGGAAAGGUUUGAAACCAAAAUUUAGAAAACUGCUGUUCUGGCUCCAGAAGGGUCACCUUUAUCCUGCUGAAGGACUUUCUCCGGGUGGGACUCUGCCAGCGGUGGUCGCUCGCCCGCAGACGGGAGUGCCUGGGUGAGGGGGAGAAGCCGGUGAGGAAGGCUUCCCCCUCGCUGCUGCCCUCCUGCUCUGCCGUCAGCCUUCGCUGCCUCUAGCCGAGGCUCUGCCCAGGGAGACGGGAUUUGGUGUAUGCCGUGGUUUCUGUAAAUAUUUUAUUCUUCCAUUUUAUAUUUGUAUUCUAUUUAAGGGUAUUGUAUUAAACAUAGUCUGGCCUCCUCCGCCUUCACCAGUAGUUGAACUGCUCCCUGUGGCAGCAGUUAACAGUGUUUUUAAAUAAACCUGGCACAGGAAA